Molecule: messenger RNA, 1002 nt
Organism: Fusarium poae
Lineage: Eukaryota; Fungi; Ascomycota; Sordariomycetes; Hypocreales; Nectriaceae
Exons: 9
Coding region: 1-1002 (333 amino acids)
Molecular function (GO): methyltransferase activity
Source: RefSeq, a predicted model, not a curated record
AUGGCCGUGGUCGAAGCAGAUCCAGUACUGCGCCCUGAUGAACGGGUUUAUGAUGAUGAUUCUACGCGAGGAAAUGAUGUUGCAUCGUCAACUCAAAGCGUCUCUAGUUCCAUACUAAGCUAUCGAGAAGAGAAUGGACGGACAUACCAUCGAUACAAGGAAGGAAAAUACCAUCUUCCCAAUGACGCAGUCGAAAAUGAGCGACUUGAUCUUCAGCAUCACCUAUUCCUACUUACUUUUGGCGACAAACUUGGCUUAGCACCGCCAAAUAAGCCCGACUCAGAGGUCAAGCGUGUUCUUGAUCUUGGCACCGGAACAGGAAUCUGGGCGAUUGAUUUUGCGGAUGAGCACCACGAAGCGGAGGUUGUUGGCAUUGAUUUGUCUCCAAUUCAGCCAGAAUUCGUCCCACCUAAUGUCCGAUUCAUCAUCGAUGAUAUUGAUGAGGAGUGGACCUACGCUGAGUCAUUCGAUUAUAUCCAUAGCCGAAUGAUGACUUUCAGUAUUAAAGACUGGGAGGAAUACAUUGGCAAGAUUUACAAAGCCCUUGCGCCAGGUGGCUAUAUCGAGAUCCAAGAAGUCAGUGGCAGCAUCCUGUCUGACGACGGCACCCUUAACAAGACCCACGCUCUCACAAAAUGGUUCACGCUUCUUAGUGAGGCCUUUGUCAAACUCGGCGGUGCCGCGAUUGAGUUUGAUGGGAUCAAAGCCAUCAUGGAAAAAGUUGGUUUCGUCGACAUCGUCGACACACGGUUCAAGUGGCCCGUCAACCCUUGGCCCAAAGACAAGAAGUACAAAGAGUUGGGAACGUGGAACAAUGCGAAUUCGAUGGAUGCUAUCGAGUCAUUGACCUUGGCACCGUUCUCAAGGGCGCAUGGCUGGUCGAGGGAGGAGGUCGAGAUGUUUCUUGUGGAAGUGAGAAAGGAUUUCAACAAUCCUCAGAUCCAUGCUUAUAACCCAAUUUGUUGUAUUUAUGCCAGGAAGCCUGAGAGCUCCGACGCCUAG